Clarias gariepinus (North African catfish) is the source of this 417-nucleotide messenger RNA. RefSeq names its product histone H4-like. Gene Ontology annotation, cellular component: nucleosome. Gene Ontology annotation, biological process: nucleosome assembly. NCBI's taxonomy places the organism in Eukaryota, Metazoa, Chordata, Actinopteri, Siluriformes, Clariidae. The record is from RefSeq and is a predicted model, not a curated record. The coding region runs from base 1 to 417 and encodes 138 amino acids. The transcript has 2 exons. Gene Ontology annotation, molecular function: protein heterodimerization activity; structural constituent of chromatin; DNA binding.
AUGGUUCUGUGUUCACUGUGUUUCUGGGUCCUCUGGAGGCGAAUAAAUACGUCAUCGUUAAACUGUGGGUCACAUUCUUUCAUUUUACUUUGUAAGAGCAGUGCGAUGUCAGGAAGAGGCAAAGGCGGAAAAGGACUCGGGAAGGGAGGCGCUAAGCGUCACCGUAAAGUUCUCCGCGAUAACAUCCAGGGAAUCACCAAGCCCGCUAUUCGCCGUCUGGCGCGUCGUGGCGGAGUGAAGCGUAUUUCCGGUCUGAUCUACGAGGAGACUCGCGGUGUACUCAAGGUGUUUUUGGAGAAUGUCAUCCGCGACGCCGUCACCUACACCGAGCAUGCUAAGAGAAAGACCGUCACCGCCAUGGAUGUGGUGUACGCUCUGAAACGCCAGGGCCGCACUCUGUAUGGCUUCGGCGGUUAA